Tarenaya hassleriana is the source of this 1342-nucleotide messenger RNA. RefSeq lists its product as uncharacterized. NCBI's taxonomy places the organism in Eukaryota, Viridiplantae, Streptophyta, Magnoliopsida, Brassicales, Cleomaceae. The coding region runs from base 1 to 1164 and encodes 387 amino acids. Gene Ontology annotation, molecular function: glycosyltransferase activity. The record is from RefSeq and is a predicted model, not a curated record. The transcript is spliced from 2 exons. Gene Ontology annotation, cellular component: membrane.
AUGCAAACUAGGGUUGUACAGUUGGAGGAAGGUAAAGAAAAUGGAGUCACGGGCAUUGGCCGAGCCGCACAAAGCAAGGCAUUACCUCGAAAAUUUCUUGUGCUGUUGGGAGUUUUUCUCAUCUUCUGUCUUGCCUUCUUUAUCAGUAGUGUAUCUACUGUCAAGUACUUUGGAAUCCAUAGUGUAGUAACCACUGUCACUUCUAGUUUCGUGCCGUGCAACGAGGAACCGAAGGGACUGGAAAAAUGGAUCAAACCUCCGUCGGAUCUGAUGCACAAAAUGAGCGAUGGAGAGCUCCUUUGGCGGGCAUCUUUCGUGCCUCGGAGGAAAGAAUACCCUUUCAGGAGAGUUCCGAAGAUUGCUUUCAUGUUCUUGACCAAGGGGCCAUUGCCCCUUGCCCCUCUUUGGGAGAGAUUUCUCAAGGGCCAAGAAGGGCUUUACUCGGUUUACAUCCAUUCCCACCCGUCUUUUACCGCCAAGUUUCCGCCUUCUUCCGUUUUCUACCGUAGGCAGAUCCCGAGUCAGGUUGCCGAAUGGGGGAGAAUGACGAUGUGUGACGCAGAGAGGCGGCUUCUCGCCAAUGCACUGCUCGAUAUCUCCAACGAAUGGUUCGUCCUCCUCUCCGAGACAUGCAUACCUCUCUUCAACUUCACCACUAUUUACCGCUACAUAAGCAAAUCGAAGCAGAGUUUCAUCGGCGCCUUCGAUGACCAUGGUCCCUAUGGUCGUGGCCGCUACAAUGACAACAUGGCCCCCGAAGUGGGCAUCACCCAAUGGCGAAAAGGGUCUCAAUGGUUCGAGAUAAACCGAGAGCUGGCAGCCACAAUCGUCAAAGACACGGUGUACUACCCGAAAUUCAGAGACUUCUGCAGACCCGCGUGCUACGUGGACGAGCAUUAUUUCCCGACGAUGUUGACAAUCGAGAAACCGUCCCUCCUGGCUAACCGUAGCGUCACGUGGGUCGACUGGUCGCGAGGCGGAGCGCAUCCUGCGACUUUCGGGCGAGCCGACAUCAAAGAAGAGUUCUUUAGGAGGAUCUAUGGAGGUCACAACUGUACCUACAAUGGCCGGAACACUUCAAUGUGUUAUGUCUUUGCAAGGAAGUUUGCUCCGAGUUCUUUGGAGCCUUUACUUCACAUUGCUCCAAAGAUCUUGGGAUUUUGAAGCAAAGUAGUGAGUUGAAACUGUUCCGGGUUUUGUCUGAAACCUGGAACUCUUAUAGACAUCAUGAAGUUUAUGUUAUGUUACAUAGUCUCUGUUUCCUUUUUGUUAGCUUUGAAGAGAGUUAGUUUCGACUUGUAUAGAUAUGAUAUUGGCAUAUAACAGUUCUUGAUUUUUUUUC